Messenger RNA from Malus domestica (apple), 1278 nucleotides. The record is from RefSeq and is a predicted model, not a curated record. Lineage: Eukaryota; Viridiplantae; Streptophyta; Magnoliopsida; Rosales; Rosaceae.
UCAUGGGGAACCCCCAUUCAUCCAGACAGACGAGAGAGAGAGAGGGAUGAUACUCUGGAGUGGUGGUGGAACAGCCAUGGUUGUUCCUCGGAGACCUUCAUGGAGGACGCCCAUGUGCUUGGCUUCCAACGUCAACACAGAGGAGCUACGUGCCCAGCUCGGUCAGCUCCACUCUGAGGCUGGGACCGCCAGAGCCAAAGCAAACAAUGCAAGAUUGAGGCUUUUGCGACUCUCAGAGGCAGCCGAGAAGCUGAAACGGCAAGCAGCUAUUAAUGUCCAAACUGGGAAGGAAGACGAUGCGAGGGAGCUGCUCUUUCAGAAGAAAAAGGUCAUGGAAGCAUUGGAGAAGUCAAAGCACCGCAUAGAAUUUCUCGAUGAACUUUCCACAAAGCUUAAUGAGGCAAUUUCUCUGAAAGAAGGGCAGCUAAUCGGGAAUGUUUCUUUGGAUCUUGAAGUUGUCAGAGAAGAUGCUUUUAGUCCAGUUCGAAUUGUAUCACCCGCAGCUGAAGUUGCAGAAAAUUUGGAGGUGGGCAAAGAAUUUGUCUCAAAUGAUCUGAAAGAAGAAACACCGCUUCUUAAAGACAAUCAAGCAAGCUUACCUGUUGAGCCAGAAGGGGAGGACCUUCGAGAACCUUUAAACAGGGGAGCUUGGAAUGAAGAUGAGACAAUUAGUAGCUUGAAGGGAAUAACAUCUUUCGAUAGUUUCUUAGAACAUGGAUCAUCAACUCAAAAAAAUUGAAGCAGAACUUAUCACCAUAUUGAGGAUCUCAACCUUGGUAGUGGACAGCCAGGAGAAAUCAAGAAAUUUUAAAGUGCAAAAAACGAUGGAACUUCUUGAUAGUGUCUCAGGCGUUAGAGAGAGGAUUUCAAGCAUCAAGAUGGCAAAUGUGGAGGCCAGAUAAGGCUUAGUUGUUUUAUUCAAUCUCUAGAAUCCGUUAAUAGCAAACAUCCCCAUACGAUGCAAAGAGAUGGGCAAAAUUUAAAGUUUCGGCUGUAGCUCCAGUAUCGAUACACCUAUGCACCUCUUCAAUCUAGGAAUGCAUCUUCGCUUUGGUGUUAAAAGAUACACUACUUAUUCAUGGUAACUAGUUUUGUUUAAUUUGACUAUCAUGUUGCCAUCAAUAGAUGUCAUAUUAUCACUCAUUUUUUUCAUGCUUUUUCUUUUCAUGUACCUAUUUUUCACCCAUUUUUGGAUCAAACAGUUAUACCGCGGGAUAAAAAGAGAAUGUAAAACAAUAUUUUACAGUGUAAUGGAGAAACUAAUCAACAUUUGACUGA